Chlamydomonas reinhardtii is the source of this 1821-nucleotide messenger RNA. RefSeq lists its product as uncharacterized. NCBI's taxonomy places the organism in Eukaryota, Viridiplantae, Chlorophyta, Chlorophyceae, Chlamydomonadales, Chlamydomonadaceae. The transcript is spliced from 11 exons. The record is from RefSeq and is a predicted model, not a curated record. The coding region runs from base 44 to 1297 and encodes 417 amino acids.
CGACAAAACCUUCCAAUUUGCGGUACUGUAUACACAAUCAACCAUGCUGGCAUGCCACCUGUCAGGCGCAAUCGCGCCAACCCCUUGCUUGCACAGAGCUCCGUGCCCAACAACGGUCAAGGUCCCGCAACACCCACUGGGGCGCUCGUGCCCAGGGCCGCGCAUAGCUGCAACAAGCAGGAGCUCGGCAGGAGCUAGCACUGUGGGCAAUGCGCCUGCAAUAAAGCUGCCGAAUGGGCUCGUGCUCCGGCACUUUACAGCCGACGAGCUGCAGUUCUUGUACCGGGAGAUAUAUGAGGACCGCGUGUACCUCAAGCAUGGGGUGGCGCUGCGCCCGGGUGACACGGUGGUGGACGUGGGCGCCAACACAGGCCUGUUCACAAUGCAGGCCUGCGAGGCGGUGGGCCCGGCCGGGCGUGUGGUGUCUCUGGAGCCGCUGCCGGCCACACACGCACUGCUGGCUGCCAACGUGGCGGCGCACUCGGCCUGGUGCGCGGAGCGGGACGUGCAGGCGUGCCGGCCCACGCUCCUGGCGUGUGGCGCGGGGCCGCCGGGGCAGCGCGAGGCGGUGUUCACCACCUACAGCGACAGCGCCUCCGGCUGGAGCACCAUGACCCCCGACGACGAAGAGGUGCGCGCCAACAUGCGGAGUUACAUCCUGUCGCUGCUCGAGGGCCGUGAUGCCCGCGGCAGUAGCAGCAACAACAGCAACAGUAACAGCAGUAGCAGCAGCACAGCCGGCUCAGGAAGCCGCGUGGCCGACGUUGAGCGGUCAGCUAUCCCGGAGCCUGUGCUGGCGCGGGUGGGUCGCGCGCUGUGGCGACUGCCGCCGCUGCGGCCGCUGCUGCGGUGGCUGGCGGGCGCGGUGGUGGAGCGCAUGUUGGCGGGGCAGCGCACCUGGGCGUGCCCGCUGGUGGCGCUGGGGGCGCUGAUGCGGGAGCAGGGGCUGGAGCGGGUGGACCUGCUGAAGGUGGACGUGGAGCGGGCCGAGCUGCAGGUGCUGUCGGGACUGGCGCCGGAGGACUGGGCGCGUGUGCGGCAGGUGGUGAUGGAGGUACACGACCUGCCCCGGGCCGUUGAGGCAGCCACCGCCGCUGGAGCAGCAGCCGGAGCCGGAGCCGGAGCUGAUGCAGCGGUGGCGCCAGCGGAUGUGGCGACUGAGGGGGCGGCGGCGAGGGGGCAGCUGCAGCGGGUUCAGGCGGUGCUGGCGGCGGCGGGCUUCAGCCAUGUGGUGUGUGAGCAGGAGGCGGGGCUGGAGGGCACCAGCAUCUACAACUUGUAUGCACGGAGGGGCUAGCAGCCUAGCGGCACGGGGGCAGUAGUGUGGUGCGUAGCGACGUGCAAAUGCAGAGGACUGCAGGGCAAUGGCAAGUGGUGGGUUUGGGGUGGGUGCCGGUGUGGAGUUGUGGACGGCGGCCAGCGAAGCGCGUCGUGUUGGCGGCCUUGGCGCUCGUGUCGGCGCACUAGUUGGCGGGGUUGAUGUGACACAGGGGGUUAGGGGGACUACAGCGCGCUCUGUGGGCAACGGUGUGUGCGUGUCGGCGUGUGGCGGCGGUAGGACGCAUUGGGCCGGGCCAAUGGCGGCCACUCUGCAGGUGGCGGCUGGGCUAGGACUUCAGCCUUUAGUAAAGGACGUCGAUAGGGCUUGCGUUGCCGUGCAGAAGGAAAGGCGGGCUGGCAGGCGUUUGGAGGUAGGAGCAAGAAGGGCGCGCCGGGAACUGACCGCCGUGGGGUGUCAAAACCGUUUGAUGUCGCAGGCUGCGUGGGGCCGACAUGUUGCAUCGUGCCGCCACCGUGGGUGCGCAUAUUGCAAACCGCGAU